Molecule: messenger RNA, 1305 nt
Organism: Onychostruthus taczanowskii (white-rumped snowfinch)
Lineage: Eukaryota; Metazoa; Chordata; Aves; Passeriformes; Passeridae
Gene: TFAP2E
Product: transcription factor AP-2 epsilon
Exons: 7
Coding region: 1-1305 (434 amino acids)
Biological process (GO): regulation of cell population proliferation; anatomical structure development; regulation of transcription by RNA polymerase II
Cellular component (GO): nucleus
Molecular function (GO): RNA polymerase II transcription regulatory region sequence-specific DNA binding; DNA-binding transcription factor activity, RNA polymerase II-specific
Source: RefSeq, a predicted model, not a curated record
AUGCUUGUGCACAGCUACCCGGGCAUGGACCGAGCCGAGGGGCUGCCCGGGGCGCCGGCCGGGGCCCGCCUGCCGCAGCUGCCCUCGCUCAACCAGGCGCCCUAUGGCUCGGCGCCGCCGCUCUGCCACACGCCUGCCGCCGACUUCCAGCCGCCCUACUUCCCCCCGCCGUACCCGCAGCCGCCGUUGCCCUACCCGCAGGGCCAGGAGCCCGCUUACCCUCACCUGGCGGACCCGUACGCGGCGCUCAGCCCUCUGCACCAGCACCAGCAGCCGGCCUGGCCCCCGCAGCGCGGCCGGCAGGACGAGCCGGGGCUGCUCUCGCAGACCCACCGCGCCCUGGGGCUCGACCCUCGCCGCGAGUACCCCGCCGUGCCCCGCCUGCUCCACGGGCUGCCCGACGGCGGCCACGGCCUCACCGACGGCCCGCUGGGCCUCCACGGCCUCGGCCACCACGGCCUCGAGGAUAUCCAGGCCGUGGACGACGGCGGGAUGAACCUGCUCGAUCAGUCCGUGAUCAAGAAAGUGCCCAUCCCCUCGAAGGCCAACGGCACCAGCAUCCCCGCGCUGUCCAUGAGCAAGGACGGCCUGAUCGGAGGGGUCACCAACCCCAACGAGGUGUUCUGCUCCGUGCCCGGCCGCCUCUCUCUGCUCAGCUCCACCUCCAAGUACAAGGUGACGGUCGGGGAGGUGCAGAGGAGGCUCUCGCCCCCCGAGUGUCUCAACGCCUCUCUCCUCGGCGGGGUUCUCCGCAGAGCCAAAUCAAAAAAUGGGGGUCGGUGUUUAAGGGAAAGGUUAGAGAAAAUUGGACUAAAUCUACCUGCAGGAAGGCGCAAAGCUGCCAACGUCACCCUGCUCACAUCCCUCGUGGAAGGUGAAGCCAUUCACCUGGCUCGGGAUUUCGGCUACGUCUGCGAGACCGAGUUCCCGGCCAAGGCGGCGGCAGAGUACCUGUGCCGGCAGCACUCCGACCCCACGGAGCUCCACACCAGGAAAAACAUGCUGCUGGCUACCAAGCAAAUUUGCAAGGAGUUUGCAGACCUGAUAGCCCAGGAUCGCUCUCCGCUGGGGAACAGCCGCCCCUCGCUCAUCCUGGAGCCCGGAGUGCAGAGCUGCUUGACUCAUUUCAGCCUGAUCACCCACGGCUUCGGGGGCCCGGCCAUCUGUGCUGCCCUCACCGCCUUCCAGAACUACCUGGUGGAGUCCCUCAAGGGGCUGGAUAAAAUAUUCAUGAACAGCACGGGGAACGGGCACACGGCCGGGGACUCCAAAGCGUCGGACAAAGAGGGGAAGCAUCGGAAAUAA